Messenger RNA from Cydia strobilella, 1171 nucleotides. RefSeq lists its product as uncharacterized. The coding region runs from base 168 to 1019 and encodes 283 amino acids. Lineage: Eukaryota; Metazoa; Arthropoda; Insecta; Lepidoptera; Tortricidae. The record is from RefSeq and is a predicted model, not a curated record. The transcript is spliced from 5 exons.
CGCCCGUGCCUGCAGCGUGGAACGUUUAUUGUCGCGCUCCGCGAUGCCGAUAAUAAGAAUAAACUAGCAUUUCACUUCAAUAAACAAACCAAACUGCCCAUAAAUAGCUUUGUUUGCAGCCAGUUCGAUUAAUAGCGUUAAAUUAUUCCGAUAAACUACUUGUCAAGAUGUCUGAGAAGAAAGAGCUUCGUAUAGUGACUUAUAUGUGCCCCACGCACCCGGUGCAACUUUACGAGUUGAUUUUGGAGUUGCUGGAGAAUGCGUUGAACUGCUACACAACGUUGCAGUAUGAAAGCCGGAGUCCCGGGCCUUUUCCGGACCGCCCGGAUCCUUUCAGCACCAAUAAAGUGGAUAUAGCGUUCAUGACGGCGGCGGCGUACAUGCGGCUCCGGGAGACGGUCGCGUCGGCGGUGCAGCUCCUGUCCGUCACGCCCGUGUUCGCGCACCAGAUGAACGUCGAGAACAAGCCCGGCUACUUCUCUGACGUCAUCAUACACCGCGACAAGAAAGCGCAUAACGUAAUUACGCUGCUGGACCUCCGCGGGUGCACCUUCGCGUACAGCAACGAGGACUCACUCAGCGGCAGCAAACUCGUGCUUAAGACUCUUAAGGAAAAAGGAGAGAAUGCCUCUUUUUUCGGAUCAUUACUAAGAUCUGGGUCACAUUUGGCAUCAGCCCAAAUGGUGUUAACGAAGCAAGCUGAAUGGGCCGCCGUUGAUUCAACAACUCUGCUCUACUCCAAAAAGUUCAUGCAUGAUGGUGGGAAGGACAUCAUAACUCUCGAGACCUUGGGACGCCUGCCGCCAUACCCUGUAGUAGUAAAUGCGCAACUUCCAGAUCAUUUAAAAAAUGCUAUAACCGACGCUUUGCUGACCUUGCCACAAACUGUUCCGUGGAAAGAGAGAUUCGCUAAGUUUGGCGUCAUCAAGUUCUCGGCCAACAGCGAUGGCGCCUACGAUGGGGCGGCUGCACAGGUGCGGGCCAUCUCGAGCGAAAAACUCAACGUUCGGUAUUAUUAGAGUACUCCUAGUCAUUUCUUUAAUGUACGUUCUUUAUAUUCUCUAUGUGGAUUACACACCUAAACAGUCAUAGGUGCUUAAUCAAAAAUGCCAUUCUCAGUAAUAAAUACAAUUUUAUAUUUUUUCAAUAAAAUGAUUAUGUUCAACUUGAA